Messenger RNA from Solanum dulcamara, 804 nucleotides. RefSeq lists its product as uncharacterized. The transcript is spliced from 3 exons. NCBI's taxonomy places the organism in Eukaryota, Viridiplantae, Streptophyta, Magnoliopsida, Solanales, Solanaceae. The coding region runs from base 1 to 804 and encodes 267 amino acids. The record is from RefSeq and is a predicted model, not a curated record.
AUGGAUGAGAUUGACAACUACCACAAUAGUAGUGACGAAGAUAGUGUUGAUGUUGAGUCUAGUGAAACUGGAGAUAGUGUAGAUGGGGACAUUAGUAGAGAUACCCUUAGUGGAGAUGAGGUUGAUCCCCUAUCCUUGUCAAUUUGUGAAAAAGAUAUCUCUGAUAAGUCAUUAUGCACCCAUUCCUUGAAACAAAAUUACAUGACAGUACUCAAUCCAUGUAUGGAUAAAGCUAAGGACACGGUCCAUGAUGCUUUGAAGGCUGAUUUAAAAGGUGUGAUCGUUCUCACUUCAACAGUAGCGGUGGAGGAUCAAUAUUUGGAUGGUCUCACUCCAAUCCAAGUUUGUGAGAAUUCUGUUUCGAGUAAAAAGAAAAAUGUGUUGAGUAUUUCUAUUGAUGAAAAUCUGUGCAAGCGUGUUGUAUCCCUCGAGCAACCAAUGAUGGAAGUUGUUGCUUAUAUACAAGAUGAAAAAUUAAGGAUAAUUGAAAAGAAUAAGAUGAAGCAAGAAAUUAAAAAAGAGUUUGAAGCUACAGUUGAUGAAUACAUUGAAGCAUCAGUUGAGUUGGAAAAAAAGAAGAAAGAAGAAGAAAAGGCGAAGGAGAAGACAAUUGUUGAAGUCGAAAAAAAGAAGAAAGAAGAAAAAAAAGAGGUGGAGAAGGCAGUUGAUAAGUUUAUAGAAGACGAGAAUGAAGAAGAAAAAGAGAAUGACAAUGUAGUUGAUAAAGAACAAGAGAAGGAGAAGGCAACAGUUGAUAAAGAAAAAGAGAAGGAGAAGGCAACAGUUGAUGAAUUGAUGAAGUAG